Molecule: messenger RNA, 2491 nt
Organism: Monomorium pharaonis (pharaoh ant)
Lineage: Eukaryota; Metazoa; Arthropoda; Insecta; Hymenoptera; Formicidae
Gene: REG
Product: proteasome activator complex subunit 3
Exons: 5
Coding region: 1495-2304 (269 amino acids)
Biological process (GO): positive regulation of endopeptidase activity; regulation of G1/S transition of mitotic cell cycle; regulation of proteasomal protein catabolic process
Cellular component (GO): nucleoplasm; cytoplasm; proteasome activator complex
Molecular function (GO): endopeptidase activator activity
Source: RefSeq, a predicted model, not a curated record
UAUCUCGAUUAUGUAUCUCGUUGACCGUCGCGUCAUCGACAUGAGAAAACGGAAGGGUGGACAGCAGAGUCCGGCGGAACGAGGAUAUUGAUGUCUCGUUUAGGUUAAGCCACCGGUAUUUAUGCGAACGAAUGUGACGGUUGCGUGGCGUCCGUUUGUGUUUCGACGCUCCAGAUUUUAUCAGCAAAAUUUCCAUCGCCGUACGAAUCUUCUGAUCUCUCUUUUUCUGUCUUUUUUCCUCUCGACUUCCUCCUUAUCCGUCGCGUACGCUCGCGUAUCGCAAGUAUUGAGCAACGAGGAAAAACCCGUAGGAAAACGUAUGCUCCUUUAACCUCUUUUUUUGUCUUGGAUGUUGUUAAUUCCGCUUUGCACACGCGCUUCUUUCGCUCACAAAACGAGACCCGUGCAUUGUUGAAUUUUCUAGAAUCUGUUUUGAUGAUACAUUAACAAUCGUACAACGUUGAGAUUGAGAAACGUAGAUUCGACUGAAUAAUAGCAAAGAUCGUUUCUGACCCAUGCUGCCUAAACAUUCAUGUGAUAUGCUGACAAAGUUUCGAGCUCUUUCCAUAAAACUAUUAAAAAAGCUGAUAUCAGUAUUGACGUUAGAGUGCUUAUUAUUUGUGAUAGCGGUUUUUUAUUUUUUUUAUAAAUUGCUAGAAUGUGGGUAGCAAAUUUAUGUAUAUGGCAGAAUGUAACAUGAUAUUAAUUUUUGUUAUAAUAAUUCCUGAAAAAGUAAUGAUCUCUCUAUAUAAUAAACUCUUUUUUUGUAGUACUUAUUGACCAUGUUUAUUUACUAUCUUUUGAAGACAUAAGAAAUAAGAAACAAAGACUGCAAAACUAUAUGAAGAGUUUUUACUCUGAAAAAUCAACUCAAAUCUGUUAAAUUUAAUAUUAUGUGUACCUUUUUUAGUUUUAUGAACUAUGUUUUAAAUAUAUUUGCUCAAAUAAAAUUAAUUAAAAAAUAAUAGCAUGUUAUCGAUAUUCAUGAAUAAUUAAAUGUACGUUAUCAAUCAUAUCACUUAAACCUUAACAUAUGUUAAACAUAUGCUAUAUUUUGCUGUUAUUAAAUUUUAUUAUUAUUUUUUUUAAUGAUACGAUUACAAUAUAUAUUUUAUUUUUUAUUUAUGUAUGAAAUAAAAUAUAUAAGUAAUAUAAAUAAUAUUUACAUAUAUAUUUUUCAAAUUAUUUUAAUCUCUCAUGUACAAGUGUAUUGAUCUAAGUAAAGAACAAAAUUUUAUUUAUUUUUUUCUUUAAAUAAUAUAAAAAUCUAUACAGAUUGUAAUUACACUUUAAAAAUUUUAUGCAAAAAAGUUGUUUGUGACAAACAAAUGAAUAUAUAAUUUGUAAUAACCUAUUAAAAUUCAAGUUAUAUAGAAUCACAUGCAAUAUAAGUUAGAAUUAAAAAAAAUUUUGUCUAAAAGUUUCUAAAGAAACUUUCAGAUAUUCUUUCUCUUCUUUAUACUAUUUAAUUAUUUCUUACCAACUUUUGUGUAAAUGUUUCCCACAUUCUCUAGUAACUUAAGUAAUUCAAGAAAUGAAUCAAAUAAUGUGUUACCAAGUGGUUAUACAGAAAAUGAGUUUAUUUUACAGGUUCAGGAAUAUAAGGAUUCUCUUAAAACCAAGGCGGAAGAGUUGUUGGUGAAAGGAUUUCCAGAGAAAAUAGUUAAAUUAAAUGAAUUAUUGGAGACUCCUGGAUUUUGUAAUCGAAAGCUGUCAGAUGUACAUCAAAACUUAAAUGUACCCAUUCCAGACCCUAUCGUUCUCAAUCAUUCCGAAGAUGCUCCUGCUACGAAAAAACUUAAAUUGGAUAAUAAUGGAGAAGAGACCAGUGGAACCAAAGUAAUGGUACUUCCAAGUGGCCCUGUACCUUGCAAUAAAAAGUUGUGUGACUUGAUUCACAUAGUUAAACCCUACAUUAGACAACUUUUGGAGGAUUCUAAUUUACUAAAAAUGUGGAUUUCUUUUUUAAUCCCAAAAAUUGAAGAUGGGAACAAUUUCGGUGUAUCUAUUCAAGAAGAUACAUUAUCUGAAAUUCAGUCCGUUGAAAGCGAAGCCGCUGCAUUUUUCGAUCAAAUUUCUAGAUAUUUCAUCUCUAGAGGAAAGAUUGUUAGUAAAGUCGCAAAAUAUCCACACAUCAUUGACUAUAGAAGAGCGAUUCAAGAACUAGAUGAAAAGGAGUAUGUGAGCUUAUGGCUCGUAAUGAGUGAAGUUCGUAAUCGUUAUUGUUCACUACACGAUCUCGUGAUCAAGAAUCUGGAAAAGAUCAAACGGCCACGUUCCUCCAACGCACAAUCCUUGUACUAGUAGGCAUAGUUUUACGCGCUGUACCUACUUACGGAGUAAUUUAAUGCAAACAAAUCGGAAAUAUAACAAUAUAAAAUUCAUCUCCCCUUAUCCCAUUGACAUAACUCAAUUGCCUUGACAUUAAUCCAUCGUUCAUUCUAUCAAUUAUGGCACUAUAAAUAAAACUAACAGUAAACAUACACGUAAA